AUGUGCUGACUGGGAUCACCGGGGCCCCAUGUGGGCUAGGAGAUGAUCACCUGACGAGGAAGAUCCCCUGCUAACCUUCAGAACUAUCUGCUGAGGGCAAAAGGAUUGUUUGCAUUCAGCCCUCUGCCUUCUCUUCAGGGCUCUCAUCCCACUAGUACACACGGGGGAUUAUUAUUACUGCUAACCUGCACUUUAUAUUUCAGUUUUUUUUUUCCCCCUUCUUGGAUUACAACAGAGGUCAAAACUGGAUCCCGCAACAGCGUUUGUUUGAUUUUUGUCAGGUUUUGUCUGUUAAUAUUGGGAGGUAGCACAGUGACAGCAGGCUAAGGCCAAAGCCAGAGCUCUGUUCUUGCCUUGAAGAGGGAGAGGCUGCCAUCAUUUGAGUGAAGAGGACACAGAGGGAAGGAUGGGAGUACAAAAGGAGGAUGUGGAACAGUUCCUCAAAGGGAACCCGGCUUUUGCUAAGGAGUAUUUUGCCAAGAAGAUGAACCAAAGCACCAUAUCUGAGGUGUCAGGACUACUGGAAAAACAGGUGGACUUCAGCCAAUUUCAGGAACUCAGCCAGGUAGAGGAGAGUCGAAUCAUGUACGACUUGAUCACAGACAUGCAGGAGAACAUCAACAUGGAAAAAGUGGUCUUUAAGAUCCUCAAGAGAAUCAGCGCGUUGAUCCACGCCGACCGCUGCAGCUUGUUCAUGUACCGUCAGAGGAACGGCAUAGGCGAAUUGGCCACCAGACUCUUCAACGUCAACACCCAGUCCGAGCUGGACGAGUGCAUCGUGCCGCCCGAUUCCGAGAUCGUCUACCCACUGGACUUGGGGAUAGUCGGUCACGUAGCCCAGACCAAGAAGACGGUGAAUGUGAAGGAUGUCAAAGAGAACCAGCACUUCAGCUCAUUCGGAGACGAGCUCACGGAUUAUGAGACCAGGAACGUUCUGGCCACGCCCAUUCUCAACGGCAAAGACAUGGUGGCCGUGAUCAUGGCCCUCAACAAGACCACCGGGCCGCAUUUCACGAAUGAGGAUGAAGAUCUCUUUUUAAAGUAUCUGAAAAUUGCCACUUUGAACUUGAAGAUCUACCACCUGAGUUACCUCCACAACUGUGAGACACGGAAAGGACAGCUGCUGCUGUGGUCAGCCAACAAAGUGUUUGAAGAGCUGACUGACAUCGAGCGACAGUUCCACAAGGCCUUGUACACCGUGCGAGCCUACCUCAACUGUGACCGAUAUUCUGUCGGCUUACUUGACAUGACCAAGGAGAAGGAGUUCUUUGACGUGUGGCCGGUGUUAAUGGGAGAGCAGCCACCUUACUCUGGGCCUGUAACUCCUGAUGGAAGGGAAGUACAUUUCUACAAAGUAAUUGAUUAUAUAUUACAUGGGAAGGAAGACAUCAAAGUAAUACCUAAUCCACCAGCAGAUCAUUGGGCCUUGAGUAGUGGCCUGCCUACUUACGUUGCUGAAAGUGGCUUUAUUUGCAAUAUCAUGAAUGCAGGGGCGGAUGAGACAUUUCAGUUCCAAACUGAGGCACUGGACAGCAGUGGAUGGACCAUAAAGAAUGUUCUCUCCCUCCCAAUCGUAAACAAAAAGGAAGAGAUAGUCGGCGUGGCCACCUUUUACAACAGAAAAGAUGGAAAGCCAUUUGACGAUCAAGAUGAGCAGCUCAUGGAGGCUUUGACCCAGUUCUUGGGCUGGUCGGCUUUGAACACGGACACAUACGACAAGAUAAACAAGCUCGAGAACCGCAAAGGCAUCGCCCAGGACAUGGUGCUCUACCAUGUUAAAUGUCGGAACGAUGAAAUUCAAAAUAUCCUGAACACAACAGAGGUCUAUGACUGCGAACCAUGGGAGUGUGAAGAAGACGAGCUUCUUGAUAUCUUGAAAAAAGACCUUCCUCCUCUGAUAAAGAAAUUUGAGAUCUACGAGUUCCGUUUUUCGGAUUUCAAAUGUACAGAGCUGGAACUGGUCAAGUGCGGAAUACAGAUGUACUAUGAAGUCGGUGUAGUCAAGAAGUUCCAAAUCCCACAGGAGGUGCUGGUUCGUUUCAUGUACUCUGUCAGUAAAGGCUACAGGAGAAUCACUUACCACAACUGGCGCCACGGCUUCAACGUGGGACAGACCAUGUUCACUCUCUUGACGACGGGAAUGCUAAAGAGGUACUAUACCGACUUAGAGGUCAUGGCCAUGAUUACAGCAGGCUUCCUUCAUGACAUUGACCACAGAGGAACCAACAACUUGUACCAGGUCAAGUCAGGCAACCCACUAGCCAAGCUGCAUGGAUCUUCCAUCUUGGAACGACACCAUCUAGAGUUUGGAAAAUUUCUCCUGUCUGAUGAGUCACUGAACAUCUACCAGAACCUCAACCGGCGACAGGUGGACCACGUCAUUCACCUCACAGACAUAGCCAUCAUCGCCACUGAUCUCGCUCUUUAUUUCAAAAAGAGGACCAUGUUCCAGAAGAUUGUGGACCUUUCGCACACGUAUGAGGACGAAAAGAAGUGGGUUGAUUUCAUGUCUCUAGAAACAACCAGGAAAGAGAUAGUCAUGGCCAUGAUGAUGACUGCUUGCGACUUGUCCGCCAUUACCAAGCCUUGGGAGGUGCAAAGCAAGGUUGCCUUGUCUGUGGCGGCAGAGUUUUGGGAGCAAGGUGACCUGGAAAGGACAGUACUGGAACAACAACCUAUUCCCAUGAUGGACAGAAACAAAGCAGCAGAGCUCCCCAAGCUCCAAUGCGGUUUCAUCGACUUUGUCUGCACAUUUGUCUACAAGGAGUUCUCCCGCUUCCACCCACAAAUCCAACCCAUGCUCGACGGAAUCCUCAACAACAGGAAGGAGUGGAACGCCAAAAAAGAAGAGUACGAGGCGACGCUCAAAGUCAUCGAGGACCAGAAGGCUGCUCAACAGGCGGCCGCAGCCACUAAAGCUGAUAAUGCCAGCGGUGGAGGCUCCAAGACCUGCUCGGUAUGCUGAAAGAUGAUCGCUGUAGUCACUGCCAAGGAGGAAAAAAAAAAAAGAUAAAGGGAGCUGGACAUGUGUGUGCAAUCUUGGUCUCCUAAUAUUUCUGCGGCAAGAUUGGUGCUUAUGAGGAAGAAGCAGAGAGAGAAUCGGAAGCAAGAGAAGUAUCUUGUAGUCUUAACGGAAUAUUUACAUAUUUGGACGGUGUAAGUGUAUUUGUAUAUACGGUAUGUGUGUAUGUUUCCCAAUUGUACAGAUGACUUUUGGUUGGCCAGUCAAAACUAGCAUAAAAGUGAACUUGUAAAUACACCAUCGUUGUGAAAAGCACAGAUUACUGUUUUUUUAUUUACACAAAAAAAAGUCAAUUUUGAGGACAUCAAUACAUCCGUUCAUUUACUUACCCUCAUUAGGGUCAGCUGGAGCGUAUGCCAGGUGACUUCGGGCAAGAGCUGGGGUACGCCCUGAACUGGUCGCCAGCCAAUUACAAGGAACAUCUUUAGGCUAAGAAUGACCAAAAUACUUUGUCUUUGGUUGAAAAACAAAUGUUUACUCCUUCCUGUCACAGAAGUUUGUUUACCUCAGUUGAGAGAGAGAGCAAAAAGUAGCGUUCAGCACAGUUGCUUUUCACAAAUCUGAUGCAAUAGUGAUAUACAGGUGCAUCUCAAUUAAUUAGAAUAUUGUGGAAUUAAAUUUGUUUCAAUUUAAAAAGUGAAAUUCAUAUCGUGUAGAUUCACUGAACACCAAAAGAAAAAACAUUUGAUAUUUUAGAAUUUUGAGGAUUAUACUUUAUAGCAAAUGCAAACCCCCAAUUUACCAUCAAGAAACUACAUUAUACAAAAAAAAUUAUCAAAAUGAUCUUUAAUAUAAAAAAUUGGUAGGGAUUGGCCUUCUGAAUCUGCUUUACUUCUUUAAAUAUAUGAACAUUUCUAUUCUGACUUCUUAAGAUCCGCCUAUACGAUAUGAGCCAACAAAUUGCUAGCUGCUCAGUCAUGAUGCCUUUAUACUGUAUACAUUGUAUGAGUCAGAGUAGAUGAGGGUACAUUUAAGUAUAAUUACUAAAAUAAGAUGAGAUACGGUCUCUUAAAAUGUUUUUUGUAUGCGAAUAGCUGUUUUAGCGUUGAGUCAAACUUUUGCAAGAAAGUGUUAAAGAUUUCACAAUAAUAAACUGUACUUUUAUGUGAAAGUCAUGAGGGAAAAAAGCCCUAAUUUGCUUAUUUAGUCUCAUUUUUUUUACAAUAGUUGCAAUCUCAUUACAAAAAAUAGCCUGUUUUGCAAAAAUAAAGUUGCAAUGUCAUAAGAAUAAAGCCAUAAUUUUCAGAAUUUUACAAUAUAUUUUUUUUGAAUGGUCGUAAUUUAAACUGUUUAACACCGUUGAGAAAAUCAUGUUACAUAAUUUUUCUUCAUUUUUUAAAAAUAGAACUUAUUCUAUCAUUCUUUAUCUCAAAUUUCAUUUUUUUUGCUAGUAAAACAAUCCUAUUCUCAUUGACUAUUCCCAUAACAUUAAAAUUUAGUGUGACUUGAAUACUCUUUUUUUGGCGCUCCCUUAAAAUGGCGACUGGUGAGUGAAGCUGCUUGUGACGGCAGAUAUUCAAUGAAGUUAUUCAGAGAAAACUAAUUCAUAGCAAAUAAAUGUACCAUAAGGUGAUGACAAUUUUUUUCUAGACUACUCUCAAAGCUUUGCUUCUGUACAUGCUCCAUGUCGAACACAAACAAUGAUCCAAAUAAAGCAAAUAUAUUUUG
Messenger RNA from Phyllopteryx taeniolatus (common seadragon), 4690 nucleotides. RefSeq names its product phosphodiesterase 6B, cGMP-specific, rod, beta (gene pde6b). Gene Ontology annotation, biological process: signal transduction; retina development in camera-type eye. Gene Ontology annotation, cellular component: photoreceptor outer segment membrane. Gene Ontology annotation, molecular function: protein binding; 3',5'-cyclic-nucleotide phosphodiesterase activity. NCBI's taxonomy places the organism in Eukaryota, Metazoa, Chordata, Actinopteri, Syngnathiformes, Syngnathidae. The transcript is spliced from 23 exons. Bases 407 to 2965 code for a protein of 852 amino acids. The record is from RefSeq and is a predicted model, not a curated record.